Messenger RNA from Micropterus dolomieu (smallmouth bass), 1627 nucleotides. RefSeq names its product natriuretic peptide receptor 3 (gene npr3). The coding region runs from base 1 to 897 and encodes 298 amino acids. The record is from RefSeq and is a predicted model, not a curated record. The transcript is spliced from 8 exons. Lineage: Eukaryota; Metazoa; Chordata; Actinopteri; Centrarchiformes; Centrarchidae. Gene Ontology annotation, molecular function: peptide hormone binding; natriuretic peptide receptor activity. Gene Ontology annotation, cellular component: membrane. Gene Ontology annotation, biological process: regulation of blood pressure; vasodilation.
AUGGCGGGACUUGUAGCGGCCGCGGUGCAGACGCCAAAGGUUGUUGACGCAGUGGUGAUCAUGUGCAUGGGAGCAGACAAAAUACGAGAGAUCAUGCUGGCUGCACACAGACAACGGUUGACCAACAGCAAAUAUAUGUUCUUUAAUGUUGAACUCUUCAAUGCCUCUUCUUAUGGCAAUGGAUCAUGGAAGAGAGGAGAUAAAUAUGACAACGAUGCGAGGCAAGCCUAUGCUUCUCUGAAUACUGUGACGCUACUUAGGACAGUCAAGCCUGAGUUUGAAAACUUCUCCAUGGAAAUGAAAAAGUCCAUCAAAAAAGCUGGGUUUCACGACUGCAAAGACUGCGGAAGUGUCAACAUGUUUGUUGAGGGAUUCCAUGAUGCCAUGUUGCUGUAUGCCAUCGCCUUGCACGAAGCCAUGAAAAAUGGUUACAGUAAGAAAAACGGUACAGAGAUCACCUCACGCAUGUGGAACAGAACUUUUGAAGGAAUCGCUGGCCAGGUAUCGAUGGAUGUCAAUGGUGACAGAAAUGGAGAUUUUUCUUUGAUGGCCAUGACCAAUGUUGAGGCAGGAACAUAUGAGGUGGUGGCCAACUACUUUGGUGUAAAUGGAACAUUUCAGCUGCUGCCUGCCUUCAAAGCUGACCAUUUCACGCUGAGCGAAAGAUUUAAAGCACACACAGAGAUACCGGACAAAUCAUGUGGACUAGGAGUAUCAGCUUUGACUGGAGUCAUAGUGGGAGCUGUUCUGGGAGCUGCAAUGCUUAUAGCAUUCUACUUUUUCAGAAAAAACUACAGGAUUACCAUUGAGCGUCGCACACAUAGUGAAGAGUGCGACACCAGGAAGCACCGUCAGCUGCGAGAGGACUCCAUCAGAUCAAACUUCUCAGCAGCAUAAUCAUCAUCAGCAGCAGACCCUUCACAUAGAAUCACACAUCUGAAUGUGACCAAAGACUUUGUAAUGGUUGUCAGUGGAGCCAUUCUGUUAAAAAUGAGACAUGUUGUGUUUGUAUCCUAUAAUGUUUUGUAACUCAGGACAGUUGUAAUAGUCACAAAGCACCACUUACUUGGAUUUUCUGUACACAGGUAUAUGACUGUAUUGGUGUAGAGAAAGCUUUGGCCAUAAUAUUCUUUAUGUGUUUUUUUUUUAAAGAAUUUGUUUCAUUUUUUAGAAUGAAUACCGGAAUAUAGGCUAGGUCUAUAUUUAUAGGUUUUAAGCUACUGAUAUUAAGCUACUGAUAUUGUAGGGUUUUCAGCAGAUCCAGCAGUCUCCAUACAAAUCUUAUUCCUAAUUUGUAACUGAGCAUGUUGCUCCUAAAAUAAGAAACACUGGGUAACCUAUCAUCUUGAAAAGUGCAACUCUUCUACACCUGGAUUGCCUCAUUUACAGUAUUUUCAUUUAAAAUUUGUAUAUUUAAUAAAUUCAGUUGCUACCAGAUUACAAAAUUGUGGUACUACUUUCUGGUAUUUAACAAAGCAUUCUUUAUUAAUGGUUAAUACAUUAAUUACUAAUUCUUUAUAGAUCAGUAAUAAGCCAAUAAUCAGAACAACUCGUGUUAGGUCGAGAUUGUUUUGGCUUAAUGGCUAACCAUCUUCUCAAUGAAUUAAAGGAAAACUAUCAUUUAUUA